GACUUGAAAACCUCGAAAGCCAUGUCCAAAAUUUAACAUUACCAAUAGAUAUAACCACAAAAUUCAGAAUUGAACCCUUUCGAAUGAGAGGCAAUCCAAAGGAAAUAUUUUACUAUUCAACUGAUAAAAAUGAAAUUGAGAAAAAUGAUUUUAGCUCAUUAGUUUAUUAUGAUUCUCAAUUAGACACAGAUUAUUCUGAAAAUAUUAAUUUAUGUACUGAUUAUAAAAACUUUUCAUUGUCUAAAUUUAACAAUUUUUCUUGCAGAUAUGAUUUAUUUUUAGAAAAAUUAAAAAAAUAUGAAAAAGUAACAAAAACCCUUGAAAAUGAUAUCAAUUUUAUAUCUACCAAAAACUGCCUAGCAUCGUUAGCUACAAUUAUUUCUUCUCAAAAGGGUUGUGAAUUUAACCUUUGUUAUUUUGAUGGAUCAAUCUAUUUGUCUCAAGAUUUUUGUUGUUAUGAUCAGAAAAUUGUUAAUAUUUAUAAACAUAAUAAGGAUAGCACAAACACUAUGUUAUCAAAAAAUUCAAUUUGUGGCUAUGUUCUUGAAAAACUUUUAACCACAGAGACAUUAAACAAUAACAAAGAAGUCAAAAAAAAGCAACAAUUAAGCAAAAGAGUGAAAUUAUAGGAAGAGAUUUAGGAAGUUUCAAUAAUAAUAAGCAAUUUAAUUCACUUGUAAAGUUUGACAUGGCAGCUGAUGAUAAACCUUGGAAGAGCUGUCAAGAUAAUAUUUCCUUUUUAAUUAAAUCAAGGGUUGACUGCACUUUUAUUAAACCUUUUAAUAAAAAUAUUAAUAAUUUAAAGCAUUAUGUUGAAAUUAAAUCUAUUUUUGAGUCAAAAAAUACAUCUUUAGAUUUUACAAAACUUGAAAUGGAAAAACCCGAUUUUCACAGAAAAUCCAUAUUAAAAUUUUUAACAAUCUAUUUUCAAUGUCUUUUUGGUGGAAUGGAAAAAACGGUUGUAGUGCAAAGGAGCAAAGCAUUUAAUUUAUUUAAAAUUAAAGGAUUAGAUAUCAAUUUCAUUAGAACAUUGUUGAAUAGUCAUAUUCACAAAUGCUUGAAUUGGUUCGGAG
Molecule: messenger RNA, 1073 nt
Organism: Ascoidea rubescens DSM 1968
Lineage: Eukaryota; Fungi; Ascomycota; Saccharomycetes; Ascoideales; Ascoideaceae
Exons: 1
Coding region: 84-629 (181 amino acids)
Source: RefSeq, a predicted model, not a curated record